Oxyura jamaicensis (ruddy duck) is the source of this 5145-nucleotide messenger RNA. RefSeq names its product T-box transcription factor 18 (gene TBX18). The transcript has 8 exons. The record is from RefSeq and is a predicted model, not a curated record. The coding region runs from base 433 to 2214 and encodes 593 amino acids. Gene Ontology annotation, biological process: somitogenesis; regulation of transcription by RNA polymerase II; cell fate specification. Gene Ontology annotation, molecular function: DNA-binding transcription factor activity, RNA polymerase II-specific; RNA polymerase II cis-regulatory region sequence-specific DNA binding. Gene Ontology annotation, cellular component: nucleus. Lineage: Eukaryota; Metazoa; Chordata; Aves; Anseriformes; Anatidae.
UAAUGAGCGAGUUCUUCCCACCGGUCUCCUGCCUGGAAGUGCUGACAGAUCAAGGCAACAAAUUUCAAUUACAAGCCCUAAUUUGUGUCCGCAGAGCGUUUGUUACCCAUGUCAGUCCCGUUCGGCCCAUCAGACGGGGCAGAACGUGGAGGAGGAGGAGGAGGAGGAGAAGGAGGAGGAGGAGGAGGAGGGGGAGAAAAAGAGCGCAUCUGCAAAAAGGAAUAGAUUUUUUUUCUUCCCCCCUCUUUAAAAAAAAAAAAAAAAAAAAAAAAGGAAAAAAAAAAACUUGGCUGAUAACUUGGAUUUAAAAAGAAAGGCGAGGAAAAGCCCCAGCCCCUUGCCUGCACGGUCGGGAGGACGGGAGGGCGGCCGGGCGCGGGUGCCGGUGCCGGUGCCGGCGGGCCUGGAUGCGCGGGCUGUAGGGGGGCGGGCAUGGCCGACAAGCGGCGGUCCUCGCCCGGCACCACCAUGAGCCUGAAGGCUCACGCCUUCUCCGUGGAGGCUCUCAUCGGCGCCGAGAAGCAGCAGCAGCAACAGCAGCAGCAGCAGCAGCGGCAGCCCAAGCGGCGGAAGCUGGGCGGCGAGGACGAGGCGGCGGACGACGAAGGGGGCAGCGGCUGCUGCGCCAAGAACUCCCCCGCCGCCGGCGGCAGGACCUGCGGCGACAUGGAGCUGGGCUGCGCCGCCCGCGGGCCCGCCGGCGGCGGAGGCGAGGACGGCUUCCCGGCGGGGUCCCCGGCCGCCUCGCCCGGCGGUUCCCCGAAGGGCUCGAGGCCCGGCUCGCCGCUGCCCGCCCCGCAGGCGCCGCGGGUGGACCUGCAGGGCGCCGAGCUCUGGAAGCGCUUCCACGAGAUCGGCACCGAGAUGAUCAUCACCAAGGCCGGAAGGCGGAUGUUUCCCGCAAUGAGGGUGAAGAUCUCAGGUUUAGACCCACAUCAGCAGUAUUACAUUGCUAUGGAUAUUGUGCCAGUGGAUAACAAAAGAUACAGGUAUGUUUAUCAUAGCUCCAAAUGGAUGGUGGCUGGUAAUGCUGACUCCCCGGUACCACCUCGUGUUUAUAUUCACCCCGAUUCACCCGCCUCUGGGGAAACGUGGAUGAGACAAGUGAUCAGCUUCGACAAACUGAAGCUCACCAAUAAUGAGCUUGACGAUCAAGGGCAUAUUAUCCUUCACUCUAUGCAUAAAUACCAGCCUCGUGUCCACGUCAUCCGAAAAGACUGUGGAGAUGAUCUGUCCCCUGUCAAGCCUAUCCCUUCUGGAGAAGGGGUCAAAGCAUUCUCCUUUCCAGAGACAGUUUUCACUACUGUCACAGCAUACCAAAAUCAACAGAUAACUCGUCUGAAGAUUGACAGGAAUCCAUUUGCCAAAGGGUUUAGAGAUUCAGGACGCAACAGGAUGGGACUGGAAGCUUUGGUAGAGUCUUAUGCCUUCUGGAGACCUUCACUAAGGACGCUUACAUUUGAAGAUAUACCUGGGAUACCCAAACAAGGAAAUGCAGGUUCCUCUACUUUACUCCAGGGAUCUGGCAGUGGAGUGCCAUCUACCCACCCUCACCUUUUGCCGGGUUCCCCUUGCUCAUCUCCAGCUUUCCAUCUCAGUCCCAACACUAGCCAGCUCUGUAGCCUUGCUCCAGCUGACUACACAGCUUGUGCCCGCUCAGGCUUGACCCUGAACAGAUACAGCACUUCUUUGGCUGAAACCUACAACAGGCUCACAAACCAAACCAGUGAGACGUUUGCUCCCCCAAGGACUCCCUCCUAUGUCGGUGUGUCGAGUAGCACAACUGUGAAUAUGUCAAUGAGUGGCAAUGAUGGGGAUGCGUUCAGCUGCCCACAAACUGGCUUAUCUAUGCAGAUUUCAGGGAUGUCUCCACAGCUCCAGUACAUCAUGCCAUCCCCAUCCAGCAAUGCCUUUACCACUAAUCAAACCCACCAAGGCUCCUACAACACGUUUAGACUGCACAGUCCAUGUGCACUGUACGGAUAUAACUUUUCCACAUCCCCUAAACUGGCUGCCAGUCCUGAGAAAAUUGUUUCUUCCCAAGGAAGUUUCUUGGGGUCCUCGCCAAGUGGAACCAUGACAGAUCGGCAGAUGUUGCCCCCUGUGGAAGGAGUGCACUUACUUAGCAGUGGGGGGCAGCAGAAUUUCUUUGACUCUAGGACCCUAGGAAGCUUAACACUCUCGUCUUCUCAAGUGUCUGCACAUAUGGUUUGAUGAAGCCUUUAAGUAAAAGUACAGUAUGUUUGGUGUCUACAAUGUAUUUCUUUUGGAAUAUGAAAGGACACUCAAUGUAGCUUGUAAAGUGUGUGUAUAUAUAAUAUGAGAGGAAGUUUCACUGAUUUUUUGACUUGUUUGCGGCCAGAUUAUUCUCCUAUUUUGAGUUACACGGAGUUUGUUGCGGCGCAGACUGCUUUAGUUUUCUGGUAUAAUACACUUAGUUGUAUAACACGUUGGGACAUAUGCAACAAAUUAAGUAAGACUUCCUCCCCUUUCCCCCUCCUCUUUUCUAACCCCUUUAAAGAAUGAAAUGACACUUAGUGUAUUAAACAACACAAACAAGCCCACUUACAUUUCCUAUAGUACUAGUGAGUUUCUUUAAAACAUUCAUACAAUGGUAAGCUGAUGCACCAAAGGCAUUUUACAAGCUUCUUCUCUGUUAUGUGGGAUAUGAAGGGUAUUUGGACUUUCAAGUGUUAAGCAUCAAACAUCCAGCCUAAAAUAGAAGUUUAGCUAAUGGAUUAUUUACAAAGUAAACGGAAAGAUUAGUUUGCCUUCUCAUGAUACACUGUUUUUAGCUUAUCAACAGCACGGCAUUCUUACUAGGAUUUUUUUUCAGCAUUAGUCUAGAUUUAUGAUUAGGUAUUUGGAGACAAAUAAUGCAUAUUUAAAUUGUGGCGAUACGAGUGAUUUAAACCAACAGCAGAAGAAGUGGCAUUCCUUGGUAUAGAAUGAACUUCAGGGUGCUACAUUUUUGUCAAAGGAAGGGCUUGAUGCAUUUUUUUCCUCCAUAAAUAUUGCCUAUAAGACAUUUACUGGACAGUAGGAUAUUCUAAUGUAUCUUUCUUUUUGUAUUUUUACUUUUUUAAAGGCAAAUGCAGGUUUGAUUUAGAAAAAAAAAAGUGCGCAGGAUGAGAAAUUCCAUUAUUGGUUUUACCCUUUUUGUGUGUUGUGAUUCUUUUUUUUAAAUAAGAGCAAAAAGUCUUCCAUCCUUAGUGUCUCAUAAAUAAAUUGCCUGUAGCCAUUAGACAAACAACCCAGUUUGCCCACAAAUGUUGCUGGAAGCAGAACUUUGUCACAGUUGCCUCCCUGUAACAUGGUCAAAUUGGGACCAGGAUUACAAUAGGCAAAAUUUGUUUUAAUAGUUUACUUUGAAUGCUACCGCAUGACACCUACAGCCUAUUUCCCUCCCUCCAGGGAGCCAUCUGUCUUCCUUUCUUGUUGCUUUCUGUCAUGAGGCUACUACCGCUCUGUUUCUUAAACAGUCUUUGCCGGGGAAUUUGAGUAGGUUAUUUCCUUCCAAUAUCUGGUUUUAACUGGUGUUUGCAAGAACACAGAUCAAAACCUGCUCAAGCCUCUCUGGAGUGACAAGGACAUAUUUGUCUUAGCAAAACUUCUGUCUUCAUCUGCACCUGUACUGCCCUGGUGUGUGCUGGUUCUGCUGCGAGAGCUGCCUUCCAGAUGCCUGCCUGUUGGAGCUGAAACAAGGAUGGUAUGGAAGAGAUUUUAAUGCUUAAGAGGAUGGGUUCAACGUUGCCCUAAGCCUCCUCUAUGCUGUGCAGUUGAUGUAAAGGCAUUAUGAAAUGGGUACAAAUGUAAUUGAAAAUGCUUUCCUUAUCAACAUUGAAGGAGAAUAAGGCCCUCAGACUUAACAUAUUUCUCUGUUAGAUUUUUCAUUGAAAGUGGAUUGUUAAAUUUUGCAAGAGUUCCAAUGUCUUUCCUUGCAAACUGGGUUUAUCCACUACCACUUCAAGAAAUACUCAAUGCAGCUAAUAUUUCUUCAGUGGAUUAGAGAUAAUAUAUACAGAAGCAGCCCUCUAUCUCUUAUUAUUAUUUGGGAAUAGAAGGGAGACCACAAAAGCCUUAAAGCUUGUGGCUGGAGAAGGCUUCAUUUCUAUUAGUUAUAUAUAUGUUUAUGUUAAAGAAGACGCUUAGAAUGUUCUCAUUAGAGCUGGAAAGACAAGAGGGUGAGGCUCCAAUUAAAGAGACGUGGUUUUGCUUCUUUGCUGUUGUAAACUUCCCAAGUGACCUUGGGCAAUUCACUCAGCCUUUCUGUGUCUAAUUUUUUUCUUCUGUAAAUUGUGCUAAUAGCACUUCUUUGCCUCAUAGGAAAUGCUGGCAGUACAUUGAACAUGAAGAUGUUCUUUACGUCUGUGUGCCAUACAUUCAGGACGAAUGGCUAGGUAGUGUUCAUGUGUGAGGAUAACAAAGAGCAUUCAUGCACUUGGGGUCUGCUGCUAGUUUGGGCAUUGCAGUGUUCUUUGAGGCAGACCUGACAGCAAAGACUUGUAAAGCUAAAAAAACUGUUUGAAAAACGCCCAGUAAUAAUUUGUGAAAUGGUUCUAAGAUGUGUAGAAGGGAGAAUUUUCAAUUAUGUAAGUUGUCAUAGCUCUAUUGGUUUAAAUUAACAAGGCAGUUGUGUAUUGUAAUUUGUGUUCCAGCCAAAACUUUGAAAUGUUGCAGUUGGACAAAGUGUUAAAUGGGAGGAAUGGUACAAUUAAUCUGUACAUGAAAAAGGAUAAGCAAGAUAAUUAUCCAUGUCAUCUGAAGGGCUGUGACUGGGUAGAAAUGUGGAAGAGCUAAGUCAUGCAUGUUCUUGCAAGGGGAAAAAAUAGGUUGUGCAUGCAUGUACAUGGAAGUGCUCCUGGCAAGAGUAUGUACUUUGUCACCUGGGAUUAUUUUAGACUGAUCUCUUAGUUUUCCUCAAAUGAUUGCUAUCUUAUAACCACACAAUAUUGUUUGAAAUGUUUGUUCCUUAAAAUUUGAAUCGUAUUGUAAAUACUUACUGAUGUGUCAUUGUGAAAAGACUAGCUUUUUAUCAACAUAGUAAAUGCUACAUAUGCAUUAUAUCUAUAAUUAUAUAUCUGUAUUUUACAAAAAUGCCACAGAAAAUAUAUUAAAGUGUGUAUCUAAACACUUUUUACUAUA